CUGAAAGAACACAAGCCCGGUCAGUGUGAGAGGAGCGCACUCAGGAGAAGAGCGGGAGAGACACCGCUUCCAGUGACAGCCGAGUUUCUGUGCCCCGCUUCGGCUUUCUGCGCCCUACCUUCUCUUCAUGAUUUUUUAAAGAUUAUUAUGACUUUCUAUUUUAAUGCUGUCCUCCUCAACCUGGGGCUGUUUUUGCGUACGAAGAUGUUUGACGCCUUAUAAACAUCCUGUCUUCUGGGCGUUUCGUUUUUGACUUCGACACCUACGCUUUUUUUGAGUGUGUGUGUGUGUGUCAGUGCUUAUGCAUGUUUGCACCGGUCUUCUCUAAGAACUCUUUUUUUUUUUCUCCUCCUCAGCACCGUGGAAUGUGCAGCUUAUGUCACUGAGAGUCAGUAAUUUCGCUUCGACUGGUACUAAUUACUCGCUCUCCCCUCGAGGUCCUUGCGGGUUCUCCUUUUUCCCCCUCGGCCUCGGCGCUGCGCCUGUGAAAGUGAGGAGAGGCAGUCGCGGGAGGAAGUGCGCGUGUGAGUGUGUGGUGCGUGUGUGUGUGUGUGUAUGUGUGUGUAUGUGCGUAACUGAGGUGGAGAAGAAGUGAAGAAGAGAAACUGAGGUCUCCCCGCGUUUACUGCCUGCUGGAAGGAGGUCGCCGGGCUUCCCCCCUCGAUGAAGAGCAGAGAGAAGAUGCACCUGCGAAUGAGCCAGUCCUGUUCCUCCGGCUCUCUCUGAGGGGUUCUGCACGCAAAGCACCGACACAAAAGUACAGCCCCACUCUACGUGCUCUCCAGGCCACAGAACAGAUUGGAUGGUUUAGGCAUAAUGACAGCAGAGGACUCCGCCACUAACCCUGCCGCCAUGAGCACACCGAACUCCAGCUCCCAGCCCGCCUGCCACCCCCGCCACACCCCCGCCGCCGUGCCCGAGGGGGUGGCUGGAGCCCCCAACGAGGGCGCCCUGGUGGCGCUGAUGGAGCGCACGGGCUACGGCAUGGUCCAGGAGAACGGCCAGCGCAAGUACGGCCCGCCGCCCGGGUGGGAGGGGCCCGCCCCGCCGCGGGGCUGCGAGAUCUUCGUGGGCAAGAUCCCGCGCGACGUCUACGAGGACGAGCUGGUGCCCGUGUUCGAGUCGGUGGGCCGCAUCUACGAGAUGCGCCUGAUGAUGGACUUCGACGGGAAGAACCGGGGCUACGCCUUCGUCAUGUACACGCAGAAGCACGAGGCCAAGCGGGCCGUGCGGGAGCUCAACAACUACGAGGUGCGCCCGGGCCGGCUGCUCGGCGUCUGCAGCAGCGUGGACAACUGCCGGCUGUUCAUCGGCGGCAUCCCCAAGACCAAGAAGCGCGAGGAGAUCCUGGAGGAGGUCUCCAAGGUGACAGAGGGCGUGCUGGACGUCAUCGUCUACGCCAGUGCCGCCGACAAGAUGAAGAACCGCGGCUUCGCCUUCGUGGAGUACGAGAGCCACCGGGCGGCCGCCAUGGCCCGCCGCAAGCUGAUGCCAGGCCGCAUCCAGCUGUGGGGCCACCAGAUCGCCGUGGACUGGGCCGAGCCCGAGAUCGACGUGGACGAGGACGUGAUGGAGACGGUCAAGAUCCUGUACGUGCGCAACCUGAUGAUCGAGACGUCGGAGGAGACGCUGCGGCGCAUCUUCGGCCAGUUCAACCCGGGCUGCGUGGAGCGCGUCAAGAAGAUCCGCGACUACGCCUUCGUGCACUUCGCCACCCGCGGCGACGCCGUGCUCGCCAUGGACAACCUCAAUGGCACCGAGGUGGAGGGAUCCUGCAUCGAGGUGACGCUGGCCAAGCCCGUCGACAAGGAGCAGUACACCCGCUACCAGAAGGCCACGAAGGGGGCCACGUCCACCCCGGAGACCCCCCAGACCAACUACGUUUACCAGUGUGACCCCUACACCCUCACCUACUACGGGUACCCCUACAACGCCCUGAUAGGACCCAAUAGAGACUACUUCAUCAAAGCAGGUACUGUAAGAGGGCGUGGCCGGGCGGCCUCUGGAAACAGGGCCGCGGGGCCCCGAGGCUCUUACCUGGGGGGAUAUUCAGCCGGGCGUGGCAUCUACAGCAGAUACCAUGAGGGCAAAACCAAGCAGCAGGACAAACCGUACGAGCUGGUGCCCAGCCUGGAGCUGGCAGCCGUCAACCCAGUGGGCAUCAAGCCGGCCACAAGUCAGUUGACCCUCCCCACCCUGGGGGCACAGUACCCCAUGUUCUCCAGCGCCCCCGCUGCUAAACUGAUGGAGGACGGGAAGAUCCACGCGGUCGAGCACCUCAUCAACCCCGUGGCCAUCCAGCACGACCCCGUGGGAGCCCCCGCCGCCGCCGCCGCCACCGUCCUGCCCGCUGUCUCCACCCCGCCCCCUUUCCAGGGUCGCCCCAUCACCCCGGUGUAUGCCAUGGCUCACAACGUCCAGCGCAUCCCGACGGCGGCCACCAGCCUGUACGGGGCCAGCUACGGGGCCAGCUACGUACCCAUCGCCGCGCCCGCCACCGCCACCCUGGCGGCCCUGCAGAAGAACGCCGCCGUGGCGGCCGCUGCCUACGGGGGCUAUGCCGGAUACAUGCCUCAGGCCUUCCCCGCCGCCACCUUCCAGGUGCCUAUUCACGACAUCUACCAGACCUACUGAAGGAGCACACCCUCCCACACCCGCCCGCUGCUGCCCGGGCGAAAGAAACAAUGAAGGAACACUCAAAUAUUUAUGAAGAGCGAAGUUCAUUUUUGACAUUUUCUUGAGACUUUGUAUCCAAGGUUAUUAUGAAAGUACAAAGAACUUCACAAGAUACACAUAUAUGAAUAAACACACACAA
This is a messenger RNA of Megalops cyprinoides (Indo-Pacific tarpon), 2815 nucleotides long. Its product is annotated as RNA-binding protein 47-like. The transcript has 5 exons. NCBI's taxonomy places the organism in Eukaryota, Metazoa, Chordata, Actinopteri, Elopiformes, Megalopidae. Gene Ontology annotation, molecular function: mRNA binding. The coding region runs from base 817 to 2634 and encodes 605 amino acids. Gene Ontology annotation, cellular component: nucleus. The record is from RefSeq and is a predicted model, not a curated record.